ACAGCUCUCGCUCCCACUCCCAACCUUGUCAUCUUUCUCCGAACUUCUCUUUUCAACACAUUAACCUUUUAACGGUCCACUUUCAAUUUUCCUCUUUCCGCACCUUUUUCUUAAUACACUGACGUUGCCACACACCCACUCCGCCCACCAUGUCCACUCUUGAAGAUCUCGAUGACCUUGAGCGUGAAGUGAGAGACCAGAAGCAGGACCAAGGCGACGGCGACGGCGAUGGCAAGAAACCAGAAGGCGGCGAUGGCGAUGCCGAGAUGAAAGACGCCGACGAGAAGAAGAAGGAAGAGGAGGAGGGCCUGUUGGAUGAGGAGAUUCUCAGCUCGAGUACGGCAGAUAUUGUCAAACGGCGGAGGAUGCUGGAGAAUGAGCUGCGUAUUAUGAAGAGUGAAUACCAGCGGUUGAUGCACGAGCAGAAUACCAUGAGGGAGAGGGUUAAGGAUAAUCAAGAGAAGGUUGAGAACAACAGGCAACUGCCGUAUCUCGUCGGAAACGUCGUCGAAUUGCUUGACCUGGAUGUUGAAGCCGACGCCGCUGAAGAGGGCGCCAACAUCGACCUGGAUGCCACGCGCGUGGGCAAGUCGGCUGUCAUCAAAACCUCGACCCGCCAGACAAUUUACCUCCCUCUGAUCGGCCUGGUAGACCACGAGAAGCUUAAGCCUGGUGACUUGAUCGGUGUCAACAAGGACUCAUACCUUGUGUUGGAUACGCUACCCGCCGAAUACGAUAACCGGGUGAAGGCAAUGGAGGUUGAUGAGAAGCCUACAGAGAAGUACACGGAUAUUGGUGGUUUGGAUAAGCAAAUCGAGGAGAUUGUCGAAGCUAUUGUGUGGCCCAUGAAGGAGGCGGAGAAGUUCAAGAAGAUUGGAAUCAAGGCACCAAAGGGUGCUUUGAUGUACGGUCCUCCUGGUACGGGUAAAACACUCCUCGCUCGUGCAUGUGCCGCAGAGACAAACGCGACUUUCCUCAAGCUUGCCGGUCCGCAGCUGGUGCAGAUGUUCAUUGGUGAUGGUGCGAAGAUGGUCCGGGACUGCUUCGCAUUGGCCAAGGAGAAGGCCCCUUCAAUUAUCUUCAUCGACGAGCUCGAUGCCAUCGGUACAAAACGUUUCGACUCCGAGAAGUCCGGUGACCGUGAAGUGCAGCGGACAAUGCUUGAACUCCUUAACCAGCUGGACGGUUUCGCAUCGGACGACCGCAUCAAGGUCCUCGCCGCCACGAACCGGGUCGACGUCCUCGACCCUGCGCUUCUUCGAUCCGGUCGUCUGGACCGCAAGAUCGAGUUCCCUCUGCCCAACGAGGAGGCUCGUGCCAACAUUCUGCAGAUCCACUCGCGCAAGAUGGCCGCCGAUGACAGCAUCAACUGGCACGAACUUGCGCGUAGCACGGACGAGUUUGGUGGUGCGCAGCUGAAGGCUGUCUGCGUGGAAGCGGGUAUGAUUGCGCUCCGGAAAGGACAGAGCAAGAUCAACCAUGAAAACUACGUGGAUGCGAUUGCGGAGGUACAGGCGAAGAAGAAGGACACCAACAUGGGUAUUUACGUUUAGGCGAAUGUCACCUUUUUUCAUUUCUUGGUAUUCUCAUGUGUUACCAUUUAUGUACUUUGAGGAUUCUGAGCAAUUCAAGCCAUUAGUAAUUUAUCCCCCUACCCAUAAUCAUACAUGUGCAAUGAAGAUUUCAUUUAAACUGCUACGACCACAAAGCUGGUGUAUACCCCGUCUGCUCUAUUUGUCUGAUAGCUUCUUUGCGCAGAGAAUCAAGAGGCAUAUCAAAGACGUCCCCAGCAUUACGUUCUGGACUAAUAUUGAAACAACUUCCCACGGGUCAAUCUGAGAGUCUGACUAGCAGGCUCUGCUACUUUUGACAUAGGAAAGAUUGUCU
Aspergillus glaucus CBS 516.65 is the source of this 1887-nucleotide messenger RNA. RefSeq names its product proteasome regulatory particle base subunit RPT5. Bases 150 to 1553 code for a protein of 467 amino acids. Gene Ontology annotation, biological process: proteasome-mediated ubiquitin-dependent protein catabolic process. The transcript is spliced from 3 exons. NCBI's taxonomy places the organism in Eukaryota, Fungi, Ascomycota, Eurotiomycetes, Eurotiales, Aspergillaceae. The record is from RefSeq and is a predicted model, not a curated record. Gene Ontology annotation, molecular function: ATP hydrolysis activity; proteasome-activating activity; ATP binding. Gene Ontology annotation, cellular component: proteasome regulatory particle, base subcomplex.